GAUUAACAACAAAAAAGUGCCCCUACCCGUCGAAAACCAACCAACAGCAACAACUCCUGGUCGCGGUACCUUCUCAGUAACCCGAACCACAGCGCAGCCAGUUCAUGCACUCGUACCGUUCAAAACGCACCUCCGAUCGCGCGGAAAAGUCACGACCCACCGAAUCCGGCGAGUUCGCGGUCCAUUAGGAUUUUUUUUUCAUGAAUGAAAAAUCACCGUAGCAAGUGAAAACUAGUGCCUUUUUAGUGUGCCGAAAAAUUUAUAUUAUAUUGUUUGCGCAGCUUCAUAACAAGCAGCGUUUAACUCUAUCCACGCACAUGUCUACCCCAUCAAAGAAUGGUUAAACAAGGCGGUGUAGUGUGGUGUUUCAAGGACAACCAAUGGGUUCCACUCCAGCUGUCCUCGAUCCGUCUACACGGAGUGCUCACCCAGGCUCACUGGGCGGCCCUUUCAGAGUUCCUGGAAAGAGUCGCCAACAAGCAGAUGAUUCUGCAAGAUAACAAUUUCACCGAGCUGACCGAUAAGCAUCGUGAACUCCUCCUGAAUAGUGAUAAACAAAAUGUGAUAAAACAGCAAGUAUUGACUGAUAGUAAUAGUAGCAUAGUAACGGAACGAAAAACUAGCCUAAGUCAGAUUCCCGAGGAGAGGGUGGUGGUGGAGCUGCCCAGGAAGACGUCGAUGCCCGAGUUACGGUCACUGACGCAAAAACGUGCAGGCAACGUAGAUAAUUUAUUUAACGAUGAUAAUGCGCAGAAGACUGAACCUAGCUCUAAGAUAUCCAAAGAUAAUGACGAGCUGGUACUCAGAUUGCUUAAGAAAUAUUGCAAGUAUAGUAAAGAUACUUUUGACGAUGAGAUACUUAGUGCCAUUGAAAAUAUCCCUGAUGGUGAGGUAAGAGAGCAACCUCCCCCUAGAGUAAGAAAGAUGGGAUAUGUCCCCAAAGAAGACAAAAUCUACGAAAACGUGAAUGAAAUGAUCCUAGACUCCUUAGAAGAUAGCAAAAACGAGCAUGUGAUACGUUGGCUAAAGCAACAAAAUAGCUCAGGAAAAAUCUCGUUCGUAGAUACACUAUUACCGCCACGCAGACACUCCUCGGUAGAACUUCCUGUCUCCUCCCCGACGGAUAGUCGCAAAAGUGUUGUUUCGGAUCGCAAGUCUUCAUCAUCGGGAUUCGAAAGCUGCUCCAUACCAGAAAGUAGAAAAUCUUCUUGGUGCGAGAGCACGCUGACGAGUAGGAAGAGUAGCGUGGGCUCGACCAGUUCUUGCUCCGAAUGCGAGGAAGCUGAUACGCAGAACCAGUGGCAGCGGUUCCUUAGGAGACACUUGAAUUCGAAAAAUUCGGAGAAACGAUUAAGGAAACAGUGGGAGGCUUGGGCGAGAAACCGGAGGAGGUUGAGUUUACAGGCAGAACCUACCUGGAGCGAGAGUCAGUUAGAGAAUCAACCAUGGUAUUUUAAUAAAAUAAAACGAAUUGAAGCAGAGAAGAAGCUGCUACUACCGGAAAACGAACAUGGAGCUUUCUUGAUUCGUGACUCGGAAAGCAGGCACAAUGACUACUCUUUGUCUGUAAGAGACGGAGACACAGUAAAACACUAUCGUAUCCGAAAACUCGACGAGGGUGGAUUUUUCAUAGCCCGAAGAACGACCUUUAGGAACUUGCAAGAGCUGGUAGAACAUUAUAGCAACGACGCAGACGGCCUGUGCGUGAACUUAUGCAAACCAUGUGUUCAAGUGGAGAAACCCCAACCGGAAGGGCUGUCUCAUAGGACCCGCGACCAAUGGGAGAUCGAACGAACAUCAUUGAAAUUCGUCCGGAAGCUUGGACAUGGACAAUUUGGAGAAGUUUGGGAAGGAAUGUGGAACAACACCACGCCGGUCGCUAUAAAAACUUUACGGCCUGGAAGUAUGGAUCCUAAGGAUUUCCUGGCAGAAGCUCAAAUAAUGAAAAAACUGCGACAUCCCAAACUAAUCCAGCUCUAUGCAGUCUGUACUGUGGAGGAACCGAUUUACAUUAUAACCGAAUUGAUGAAGAAUGGUUCUCUCUUAGAAUUUUUGCAAGGAAAGGGCAAAGUAUUAAAGCUCCAACAGCUGAUUGACAUGGCUGCCCAGAUUGCGGCUGGUAUGGCCUACUUAGAAAACCAGAACUACAUCCACAGGGAUUUAGCUGCAAGAAAUGUAUUGGUUGCUGACAGUAAUAUCGUUAAAAUUGCUGAUUUCGGUUUGGCUCGGCUCAUCAAGGAAGACGAAUAUGAAGCGAGGGUAGGCGCGAGAUUCCCGAUCAAAUGGACCGCACCGGAAGCAGCCAACUACAGUAAAUUCUCAAUAAAAUCAGACGUAUGGUCCUUCGGUAUUCUCCUUACCGAAUUAGUUACCUUCGGUCGGAUACCUUACCCCGGCAUGACUAACGCCGAGGUACUCCACCAGGUGGAGCACGGAUACCGAAUGCCGACGCCUCCCAACUGUCCUCAGCGCCUCUACGAGAUUAUGCUCGAAUGUUGGCACCGUGACCCAUUGCGCAGACCGACCUUCGAGACCCUUCAGUGGAAGCUGGAGGACUUUUUCACCAUGGACGGAAGCGAGUAUAAGGAGGCUUCGGCCUACUGAGGCAUGGCCCACCCCCAAACCGACUGGUUGUGUAAUACCUUGGAGUUGCAUUACCAUUAGUAGGUAUGGGAGGUGGCGGAUGAGAUAGAUUAAUCAGGAAGUUGGAGAAGGGUCCUUUUAGGACGGUUUCUUGCAAUAAUUAUGGUUUGGAGGGGGGUUUUUGAGAAGAAGCUGGGCGGACCGCGUGUUUUGUUGGACGAGAUGAUUUAUGAGCUCUGACAUAAACUUCUAAGGGUUUAAUUAAAUUUGGAUAUUUGAUGUUUGUUUUCUAAUUGAUUGUUAUAUAACUUUUGAAUAUGAAACUUUGUAUUUAACUAAUUAUUUAUUUUGGUGAAUGUAUACCUUGUGGCAUUCACAAGAAAAUUAGCUCUAAAACACAGUUGAUAUUAAUAAAUGUUAAUUAACACUACUAAGUGUUUCUGAUAAGGUAGUAAUAUUGACUACACUUACUUUGACUUAAUUUCAAUUUAAUAUGUCAUUUGAGUUUCAUUCCUAAAAAUAGGAAGUUGAAUUUCGUUAUAAGACAGUGAAAGUUAAAUGAAAAUUAAACUUCUCAAAACUGGGUACUUUAACGAGAUUUAGUUUAUUGAAACUAAAAUUUACAAACUUUGAUUAAUUUAUCUAAUGGCAAAUAAAAUAUACUUUAUAUUUUAAUUAGUGCAACAUGCUGCAUGGCAGUUUCAUUAUAAAAUACAAAUUGAUACAUGUUUUCUAUUCCUGGAGGCACUAAAUUUAAUUUAUUGUAUUUAGUAAAGAAAUAUAUAAAUUUAUCAAUCGAAUUUAGAAUUAAAAGAGACAAAAUAAUUCGAUCAUUAUCACAACAAUGUAACCAUAUUAAAUUUUUUUUGUUGGUACAUACUUAAGCACUCUGAUUUCUUCAUAUCACUUACCUAGUAUUCCUAUAGCCUUUGAAACUGUUUGAUUCUUAAUAAAAUUAGGAUAAAUAUUUCCAUGCACAUUAAGAUACAGUAGUGGAAAAAAUAUAGAAACUUUUUAUGAUGAUGGUGGAUAAGUCCUAUUUGGCCCUUACACCUAUUUAGAAUUUGAGUUGUUUAUUUUUUAAACAACAUUUUUUUGUUUAGAUUUCUACCUUUGAAUAACAAGGAAUUUUCAUGUAAAAGUUGAAAAUAAGUAUGGAAAUUACUUAUUAUUAAAAAAACAAGUUGUGAACAUAAUGAUAAACACUUUUAGCCUUCUAGGCAUAGUCAACCAAUUUUUUGGAGAGUUUCUAGGAGAAUUUGCGACCACUCUAAUUGUAUGAUAUUAAACAAAUGCUGUUCAUUUUUAGCAUCAGAAUGGGAUUUAAGUUUGGAAAUUUAGAUAGCCAUUCAAGUACAGUUAUGUUUUCCUCGUCAAACCAAUCUUUUAUUAUCUGGGAAGAAGAUCUGUUGAAAUAUUCGCCGGUUUUCAAUAUUUCUUUGUAUUGAAAGCCGUCUAUUUUACCCUACACUUAAAUGAUUAACCCUGUUCCAUAUCGAGAAAAACAUCUCCAGCUCAUUACAUUUCCCUCUUCCAUGCUUUACAGUACGAAUUUUAUACUUUGCUUUAAAUCUUGUACCUACCACAUGAAAAAUAACGGUAUAUUGAUAAACUAAAAUAUCAUAAGACAGAAUUCAUAUAAGUAGUUUCCAUACUAAUUUUCAACCACACAUUUCUUAUCGCAGAAAAAACAUAAAUAAUGUUUCAAUAUUCACUAUUUGCCAUAUUACCUUACGUGUGAAUUAAGCUACUUCAAGACUGUUUUAACUCAAUUCAAAUUCAAAGCCAUUCAUUUUACCAUAAAUAUACAUAAUACUUGGAUAACAAUAUAAUUUAAGGUUAAUACGUGCGCUUGAACUUUUUGUUAUAAUUAUUAUUAUCCGGGAUAAUUUUUAGGUUCAGUUUUAUUAUUUCGUGAUAUUUAAUGAGUUGAAUAUUGAAUUAUUAAAUUAACUAUUUAUGAUUGAUCCUUAUUUCAAUCAGAUAAAAAACCAACAAAUGUGACAUUUAUGUUAAAAAAUAAAAACAGUUCCAAAUAUUUCUCUGUGCAAUCCUAAAACCCUAUUCAGUAAAUAAUAAAGUUCUACUGGCAUAGUAAUGUUAUACGAUAGUAAAAUAAUUUUUGAACUUCCAUUGUCUUUAUUUCAAAUUUAGCACGACGUUUCGAUUAAAAAAGUUAUCUGUUUACAAUUGAUAAUGAUUGGAGAUACGUCAUCCUAAAUAAAGAAAAUGGAAGUUCGAAAAUUAGAAUUUACUACUUUACCAUUGUCUACCACUUUCAAAAACAUAAUGUCAUACAAGAUUGCGGUUCUAGAAACAAUAUAGCCGAUUAUAGUCAGAAGUAAUGUGUUUUAUUAAAAUUUAUUGCUAUUUAGAGUUAACUAGAUCAAGGUUUUGUAUUUCAAAGUGGCUAACAACUUCAAAGAGAAUUAUUGAUUUAUAUAGAAGCUUUUUUUUUUAUUUCACAUGUAGUACUACCACUUGAAAGUCCAACUAUAUACAACGAUUUUUUAAAUAUUGCUAAAAUAUGCGAUGGCCUAAGCUAUUGUCAAAAACCCCUUCCAACCGAAACAUUUGUAAACAUUCUUUUUAUUUUUACAAAAUACAGUUUGAAUUUAUUUUUUAUACUUUUUAUGUCUUGAUUGUCUGUCGUUCUAUACUUUACGCUGUUUUAAUUUUUAAUUUAUUUGUAUACACUUUUUUUGAAAUUAUUAUAUUUAUAUCUUAUUAUAUUUAAAGUUAAAAAAAAUCGACUGGUUCGACGUAUUUACUAAAAAACAGUUAUUGUAAGUGUUAGGAAUGUUGUGAAAACUACCGAAUAUCGCUUUUUUUCGUAAUUAAAACAUUUUUUGUGCCACGAUUUCGGGGAAUUUUACCCUCGUAUCAGUUACAUCACGUUUUUAGAUGAAUUUGUAAAUAGUGUUGGAUAAAUAAACGUUUGACAACGCACAAAAAUUUUGGAAAAACUGCCAUUUAUAUUAUGAAGUGACCAUUGUGUGUGACUGUGACCUCUAAAAAUGUUGCUUUUUUUACAUUCCUAUUUAAUUUGCAGUCAAAAUUUCGCCCAAAACGAUUCAUUUUAUUCUAACGUAGUAUCGCAUUAUCAGAUAAUUGCAUUGUGAACCUCUUGUAUUUCUAUACGCGAAAAAACGUUUGUACGGUUAAUAAAAUCAUAUUAUAUAAUAUUUUUUGUAUUAUACACUGUAGUAUAUGAAGUUAAUAAAAUUAAUUAUUAUAUUAUA
This is a messenger RNA of Anthonomus grandis grandis, 5825 nucleotides long. Its product is annotated as tyrosine-protein kinase Src42A-like. The transcript has 7 exons. Gene Ontology annotation, cellular component: extrinsic component of cytoplasmic side of plasma membrane. The record is from RefSeq and is a predicted model, not a curated record. Bases 337 to 2604 code for a protein of 755 amino acids. Gene Ontology annotation, molecular function: signaling receptor binding; non-membrane spanning protein tyrosine kinase activity; ATP binding. Gene Ontology annotation, biological process: protein phosphorylation; cell differentiation; innate immune response. Lineage: Eukaryota; Metazoa; Arthropoda; Insecta; Coleoptera; Curculionidae.